Messenger RNA from Lactuca sativa (garden lettuce), 582 nucleotides. Its product is annotated as L10-interacting MYB domain-containing protein-like. Lineage: Eukaryota; Viridiplantae; Streptophyta; Magnoliopsida; Asterales; Asteraceae. The record is from RefSeq and is a predicted model, not a curated record.
AUGGCAGAUAAACCUACAUGGACCAAUGACCAAACAAAAUUCUUAUUGAACACUUGCAUUGAAGAAGUACAAAAUGUGGGUAGAAAAGGUUUGAGUUUGCACAAAAAUUCAUGGAACAAGUUAGGAACAACUAUUAAGGAAAAGUUUGGUGUGGAUUUGACUCAAAGACAAUUGAAAAACGCCUAUGACAACCUUAAAGCCAAAUACACGGGAUGGUUAUACUUGAAAAACAAAACUGGCAACCUUUACAAUCCUCAAACAAACACUUUUAACCUAACAAAUAAGGAGUGGGAGGACUUUAAAAAGGGACAUCCGAAAGCCGCUUCUUUGAAAACUGUCCCAUUGUUGUUUCCAGAGCUUUGUGCAGAACUCUUUGAUGGAAAUAGUGCCUCUGGUAAUCUCAGCUAUACCACAUCCCAAACACCAUCGGGACAUGGAUCAUCUUCUUUCCAUGUCACACCACUACAACUUAUGGACACCCCUUCUGUUAACAUAGAUGAGGAUGAUUUCUUUUCCAAUCAUACCACUCAGCCACCACCUUCUGCUGCUUCACCUUCUUGUAACCCCCAACAAAAGAGCUAA